GAAUCUCACUCUGUCGCCCAGGCUGGAGGGCAGUGGUGUGAUCUUGGCUCAUUGCAAGCUCUGCCUCCUGGGUUCACGCCAUUCUCCCGCCUCAGCCUCCUGAGUAGCUGGGACUACAGGCGCCCGCCACCACGCCUGGCUAAUUUUUUUGUAUUUUUAGUAGAGACGGGGUUUCACCGUGUUAGCCAGGAUGAUCUCGAUCUCCUGACCUCGUGAUCCGCCCGCCUUGGCCUCCCACAGUGCUGGGAUUACAGAUGUGAGCCACUGCGCCUGGCCAACCAAGAUGUAAUAAGUAAUAAAAGCGAGAUACAGAACAGUGUGUUUAUAGUAUGCCACCAUUUACGUAGGGGAAAAAGUGUGAGUGUAUGUAUGUGUAGGAUAUUUCUAAAGGACACUCUAGAAACUAGUAACUUUGGUUGCCUUCUGGGAGUGUAACUGGGUAGCAGCUGGAGGAGAAGGGCGAGGAGAUUUUUCACUUUAUAUUCUGUGGUACUUUUUAAGUCCUGCAUAUAAUAUUUAUUUCCAAAAAGAUCAACCCUCCCCACAAUGCCACAUGUUGGCUUUUCCCCUUCCACCUGGAGCAGUUAGUUGCAGGUGUAUAGAUGAGGAGAAAGCUCCUCAGGUGGUUUUAAUGUGUGGUCUCACUGAACAUCUCAGCUCCUCCUAGUUCACUGCUUGCUGAGAAAGCUGCAAAGCAUUGCAGAAGACAUUAGUUUUUCCCAUUUUGCCACUGACAGUUUUGUGAUAUUAGAGGAAUUAUUGACUUUCUCUAUCUUCAGAUUUCUCACCUGUCAAAUCAGUGUUAGUUGGGUAAUCUCAACCUUCCAAUCCUUAAGAUUUGCUGAUCUCCAUGCCUCAGGAAGGGAGCAGGGAGAAAACAGACUGAGGGACAGCUGGUCAGUCUUCUGAGUCUUCUCCUCCUGGUCAGCUUUCACAACAGCAGGAAACGUGAUAUCAGGAGGAAGGAUGGUUGUUUCCUAGAAACAUGAUUGUUUAUUGGCGUUGAUCUCACAGUCUGGUGAGGACUUCUUUACUGAUAAUGUCAAGUUCAGGUUAUCCUCCCAACCAAGGAGCAUUCAGCACAGAACAAAGUCGUUAUCCUCCUCACUCUGUCCAGUAUACAUUUCCCAGCACCCGCCACCAGCAGGAGUUCGCAGUCCCUGAUUAUCGUUCCUCUCAUCUUGAAGUGAGUCAGGCAUCACAGCUUUUGCAGCAACAGCAGCAGCAACAGCUUCGAAGGCGACCUUCCUUGCUUUCAGAAUUUCACCCAGGUUCUGACAGGCCUCAAGAAAGGAGAACUAGUUAUGAACCGUUUCAUCCAGGCCCAUCCCCAGUGGAUCAUGAUUCACUGGAAUCGAAGCGACCACGUCUGGAACAGGUUUCUGAUUCUCAUUUUCAGCGUGUCAGUGCUGCGGUUUUGCCUUUAGUGCACCCACUGCCAGAAGGGCUGAGGGCUUCUGCAGAUGCUAAAAAGGAUCCAGCAUUCGGAGGCAAACAUGAAGCUCCAUCCUCUCCAAUUUCGGGGCAACCAUGUGGAGAUGAUCAAAAUGCUUCACCUUCAAAACUUUCAAAGGAAGAGUUAAUACAGAGUAUGGAUCGUGUAGAUCGAGAAAUUGCAAAAGUAGAACAGCAGAUCCUUAAACUGAAAAAGAAACAACAACAGCUUGAAGAAGAGGCAGCUAAACCUCCUGAGCCUGAGAAGCCUGUGUCCCCUCCUCCUGUGGAGCAGAAACACCGCAGUAUUGUCCAAAUUAUUUAUGAUGAGAAUCGGAAAAAAGCAGAAGAAGCUCAUAAAAUUUUUGAAGGUCUUGGCCCAAAAGUUGAACUGCCACUCUAUAACCAGCCAUCAGAUACCAAGGUGUACCAUGAGAACAUCAAGACAAACCAGGUGAUGAGGAAAAAACUCAUUUUAUUUUUUAAAAGAAGAAAUCAUGCAAGAAAACAAAGGGAACAAAAAAUCUGCCAGCGUUAUGAUCAGCUCAUGGAGGCAUGGGAGAAAAAAGUGGACAGAAUAGAAAAUAAUCCUCGGAGGAAAGCUAAAGAAAGCAAAACAAGGGAAUACUAUGAAAAGCAGUUUCCAGAAAUUCGAAAACAAAGAGAACAGCAAGAAAGAUUUCAGCGAGUUGGGCAGAGGGGAGCUGGUCUUUCAGCCACCAUUGCUAGGAGUGAGCAUGAGAUUUCUGAAAUUAUUGAUGGGCUCUCUGAGCAGGAGAAUAAUGAGAAACAAAUGCGGCAGCUCUCUGUGAUUCCACCUAUGAUGUUUGAUGCAGAACAAAGACGAGUCAAGUUCAUUAACAUGAAUGGGCUUAUGGAGGACCCUAUGAAAGUUUAUAAAGAUAGGCAGUUUAUGAAUGUUUGGACUGACCAUGAAAAGGAGAUCUUUAAGGACAAGUUUAUCCAGCAUCCAAAAAACUUUGGACUAAUUGCAUCAUACUUGGAGAGGAAGAGUGUUCCUGAUUGUGUUUUAUAUUACUAUUUAACCAAGAAAAAUGAGAAUUAUAAAGCCCUAGUCAGAAGGAAUUAUGGGAAACGCAGAGGCAGAAACCAGCAGCAAAUUGCUCGACCCUCACAAGAAGAAAAAGUAGAAGAAAAAGAAGAGGAUAAAGCAGAAAAAACAGAAAAAAAAGAAGAAGAAAAGAAAGAUGAAGAAGAAAAAGAUGAAAAAGAAGACUCCAAAGAAAAUACCAAGGAAAAGGACAAGAUGGAUGGUAUAGCAGAAGAAACUGAGGAAAGAGAGCAAGCCACACCCCGGGGGCGAAAGACUGCCAACAGUCAGGGCCGCCGUAAGGGCCGGAUCACUAGGUCCAUGACAAACGAAGCUGCAGCUGCCAGUGCUGCAGCCGCAGCGGCCACUGAAGAGCCCCCACCACCUCUGCCACCGCCACCAGAACCCAUUUCUACAGAGCCUGUGGAGACCUCUCGAUGGACAGAAGAAGAAAUGGAAGUUGCUAAAAAAGGUCUAGUAGAACAUGGUCGUAACUGGGCAGCAAUUGCUAAAAUGGUGGGAACGAAAAGUGAAGCUCAAUGUAAAAACUUCUAUUUUAAUUAUAAAAGGCGACACAAUCUUGACAACCUCUUACAGCAGCAUAAACAGAAAACUUCACGAAAACCUCGUGAAGAGCGAGAUGUGUCUCAAUGUGAAAGUGUCGCUUCCACUGUUUCUGCUCAGGAGGAUGAAGAUAUUGAAGCCUCCAAUGAAGAAGAAAAUCCAGAAGACAGCGAAGGUGCAGAAAAUAGUUCUGAUACAGAAAGUGCUCCUUCUCCUUCACCAGUUGAAGCUGUCAAGCCCAGCGAGGACAGUCCUGAAAAUGCUACUUCUCGAGGAAACACAGAACCUGCGGUUGAGCUUGAGCCCACCACGGAAACUGCACCCAGUACAUCUCCCUCCUCAGCAGUUCCAAGUACAAAACCAGCUGAAGAUGAAAGUGUGGAGACCCAGGUGAAUGACAGCAUCAGUGCUGAGACAGCAGAGCAGAUGGACGUAGAUCAGCAGGAGCACAGUGCCGAAGGGGGUUCUGUUUGUGAUCCCCCGCCCACUACCAAAGCUGACUCUGUGGAUGUUGAAGUGAGGGUGCCAGAAAACCAUGCAUCUAAAGUUGAAGGUGAUAAUACCAAAGAAAGAGACUUGGAUAGAGCCAGUGAGAAGGUGGAACCUAGAGAUGAAGAUUUGGUGGUAGCUCAGCAAAUAAAUGCCCAAAGGCCCGAGCCCCAGUCAGACAAUGAUUCCAGUGCCACGUGCAGCGCUGAUGAGGAUGUGGAUGGAGAGCCAGAGAGGCAGAGAAUGUUUCCUAUGGACUCAAAGCCUUCACUGUUAAACCCCGCUGGAUCUAUACUAGUCUCAUCCCCAUUAAAACCAAAUCCACUGGAUCUGCCACAGCUUCAGCAUCGAGCUGCUGUUAUCCCACCAAUGGUAUCCUGCACCCCAUGUAACAUACCAAUUGGAACCCCAGUGAGUGGCUAUGCUCUCUAUCAGCGACACAUUAAAGCAAUGCAUGAGUCAGCACUCCUGGAGGAGCAGCGGCAGAGACAAGAACAGAUAGAUUUGGAAUGUAGAAGUUCUACAAGUCCAUGUGGCACAUCCAAGAGUCCAAACAGAGAGUGGGAAGGAAAAUCAGUCGCCUAUAUGCCUUAUGCUGAGGUCAAACGUGCUCUAGAACAGGAAGCACAGAUGCACAAUACUGCAGCAAGGUCAGCCUCACCGUGUAGGCUUUCUCCAAGAGAAGUCAGUAAAGCCGCUCCACAGCCUGAUAUGAGUGCAGCCCGCUAUAGUGUCCCGCCAGUCCUUCAGCCUGCUCCACAUCAAGUGAUAACUAAUCUCCCUGAAGGCGUUCGGCUUCCGACAACUCGACCAACCAGGCCACCGCCCCCUCUUAUCCCGUCAUCCAAAACCACAGUGGCUUCAGAAAAACCAUCUUUUAUAAUGGGAGGCUCCAUCUCACAGGGAACACCAGGCACUUAUUUGACUUCUCAUAAUCAAGCUUCCUACACUCAAGAAACACCCAAGCCCUCAGUGGGAUCUAUCUCUCUUGGACUGCCACGGCAACAGGAAUCUGCCAAAUCAGCUACUUUGCCCUACAUCAAGCAGGAAGAAUUUUCUCCCCGAAGCCAAAACUCACAACCUGAGGGUCUGUUGGUCAGGGCCCAACAUGAAGGUGUAGUCAGAGGUACUGCAGGAGCCAUACAAGAAGGAAGUAUAACUCGGGGAACUCCAACCAGCAAAAUUUCAGUGGAGAACAUUCCAUCCCUACGGGGCUCUAUCACUCAGGGCACCCCGGCUCUGCCCCAGACUGGCAUACCAACAGAGGCUUUGGUGAAGGGGUCCAUUUCUAGAAUGCCCAUUGAAGACAGCAGUCCCGAGAAAGGCAGAGAGGAAGCUGCAUCCAAAGGCCAUGUUAUUUAUGAAGGCAAAAGUGGACAUAUCUUGUCAUAUGAUAAUAUUAAGAAUGCCCGAGAAGGGACUAGGAGUCCAAGAACAGCUCAUGAAAUCAGUUUAAAGAGAAGCUAUGAAUCAGUGGAAGGAAAUAUAAAGCAAGGGAUGUCAAUGAGGGAGUCUCCUGUAUCAGCACCGUUAGAGGGGCUGAUAUGCCGAGCAUUACCCAGGGGGAGUCCUCAUUCUGACCUCAAAGAAAGGACUGUAUUGUCUGGCUCCAUAAUGCAGGGGACACCAAGAGCAACAACUGAAAGCUUUGAAGAUGGCCUUAAAUAUCCCAAACAAAUUAAAAGGGAAAGUCCUCCCAUACGAGCAUUUGAAGGUGCCAUUACCAAAGGAAAACCAUAUGAUGGCAUCACCACCAUCAAAGAAAUGGGGCGUUCCAUUCAUGAGAUUCCAAGGCAAGAUAUUUUAACUCAGGAAAGUCGGAAAACUCCAGAAGUGGUCCAGAGCACACGGCCGAUAAUUGAGGGUUCCAUUUCCCAGGGCACACCAAUAAAGUUUGACAACAACUCAGGUCAAUCUGCCAUCAAACACAAUGUCAAAUCCUUAAUCACGGGGCCUAGCAAACUAUCCCGUGGAAUGCCUCCGCUGGAAAUUGUACCAGAGAACAUAAAAGUGGUAGAACGGGGAAAAUAUGAGGAUGUGAAAGCAGGCGAGACCGUGCGUUCCCGGCACACAUCAGUGGUAAGCUCUGGCCCCUCCGUUCUUAGGUCCACACUGCAUGAAGCUCCCAAAGCACAACUGAGCCCUGGGAUUUACGAUGACACCAGUGCACGGAGGACCCCUGUGAGUUAUCAAAACACCAUGUCCAGAGGCUCACCCAUGAUGAACAGAACUUCUGAUGUUACAAUUCCUUCUAACAAGUCUACCAAUCAUGAAAGGAAAUCGACACUGACCCCUACCCAGAGGGAAAGUAUCCCAGCGAAGUCUCCAGUGCCUGGGGUGGACCCUGUCGUGAGCCACAGUCCGUUUGAUCCCCAUCACAGAGGCAGCACUGCAGGAGAGGUUUAUCGGAGCCACCUGCCCACGCACUUGGAUCCAGCCAUGCCUUUUCACAGGGCUUUGGAUCCUGCAGCAGCUGCUUACCUGUUUCAGAGACAGCUUUCACCAACUCCAGGUUACCCAAGUCAGUAUCAGCUUUACGCAAUGGAGAACACAAGACAGACAAUCUUAAAUGAUUACAUUACCUCACAACAGAUGCAAGUGAACUUGCGUCCAGAUGUGGCCAGAGGACUCUCCCCAAGAGAGCAGCCACUGGGUCUCCCAUACCCAGCAACGAGAGGAAUCAUUGACCUGACCAAUAUGCCUCCAACAAUUUUAGUGCCUCAUCCAGGGGGAACAAGCACUCCUCCCAUGGACAGAAUCACUUAUAUUCCUGGUACACAGAUUACUUUCCCUCCCAGGCCGUACAACUCUGCUUCCAUGUCUCCAGGACACCCAACACACCUUGCAGCUGCUGCAAGUGCUGAGAGGGAACGGGAGCGGGAGCGGGAGAAGGAGCGGGAGCGGGAACGGAUUGCUGCGGCUUCCUCCGACCUCUACCUGCGGCCGGGCUCAGAACAGCCUGGCCGACCUGGCAGUCAUGGAUAUGUUCGCUCACCUUCCCCUUCAGUAAGAACUCAGGAGACCAUGUUGCAACAGAGACCCAGUGUUUUCCAAGGAACCAAUGGAACCAGUGUAAUCACACCUUUGGAUCCAACUGCUCAGCUACGAAUCAUGCCACUGCCUGCUGGGGGCCCUUCAAUAAGCCAAGGCCUGCCAGCCUCCCGUUACAACACUGCUGCGGAUGCCCUGGCUGCUCUUGUGGAUGCUGCAGCUUCUGCACCCCAGAUGGAUGUGUCCAAAACAAAAGAGAGUAAGCAUGAAGCUGCCAGGUUAGAAGAAAAUUUGAGAAGCAGGUCAGCAGCAGUUAGUGAACAGCAGCAGCUAGAGCAGAAAACCCUGGAGGUGGAGAAGAGAUCUGUUCAGUGUUUAUACACUUCUUCAGCCUUUCCAAGUGGCAAGCCCCAGCCUCAUUCUUCAGUAGUUUAUUCUGAGGCUGGGAAAGAUAAAGGGCCUCCUCCAAAAUCCAGAUAUGAGGAAGAGCUAAGGACCCGAGGGAAGACUACCAUUACUGCAGCUAACUUCAUAGACGUGAUCAUCACCCGGCAAAUUGCCUCGGACAAGGAUGCGAGGGAACGUGGCUCUCAAAGUUCAGACUCUUCUAGUAGCUUAUCUUCUCACAGGUAUGAAACACCUAGCGAUGCUAUUGAGGUGAUAAGUCCUGCCAGCUCACCUGCGCCACCCCAGGAAAAACUGCAGACCUAUCAGCCAGAGGUUGUUAAGGCAAAUCAAGCCGAAAAUGAUCCUACCAGACAAUAUGAAGGACCAUUACAUCACUAUCGACCACAGCAGGAAUCACCAUCUCCCCAACAACAGCUGCCCCCUUCUUCACAGGCAGAGGGAAUGGGGCAAGUGCCCAGGACCCAUCGGCUCAUCACACUUGCUGAUCACAUCUGUCAAAUUAUCACACAAGAUUUUGCUAGAAAUCAAGUUUCCUCGCAGACUCCCCAGCAGCCUCCUACUUCUACAUUCCAGAACUCACCAUCUGCUUUGGUGUCUACACCUGUGAGGACUAAAACAUCAAACCGUUACAGCCCAGAAUCCCAGGCUCAGUCUGUCCAUCAUCAAAGACCAGGUUCAAGGGUCUCUCCAGAAAAUCUUGUGGACAAAUCCAGGGGAAGUAGGCCUGGAAAAUCCCCAGAGAGGAGUCACGUCUCUUCGGAGCCCUACGAGCCCAUCUCCCCACCCCAGGUUCCGGUUGUGCAUGAGAAACAGGACAGCUUGCUGCUCUUGUCUCAGAGGGGCGCAGAGCCUGCAGAGCAGAGGAAUGAUGCCCGCUCACCAGGGAGUAUAAGCUACUUGCCUUCAUUCUUCACCAAGCUUGAAAAUACAUCACCCAUGGUUAAAUCAAAGAAGCAGGAGAUUUUUCGUAAGUUGAACUCCUCUGGUGGAGGUGACUCUGAUAUGGCAGCUGCUCAGCCAGGAACUGAGAUCUUUAAUCUGCCAGCAGUUACUACAUCAGGCUCAGUUAGCUCUAGAGGCCAUUCUUUUGCUGAUCCUGCCAGUAAUCUCGGGCUGGAAGACAUUAUCAGGAAGGCUCUCAUGGGAAGCUUUGAUGACAAAGUUGAGGAUCAUGGAGUUGUCAUGUCCCAGCCUAUGGGAGUAGUGCCUGGUACUGCCAACACCUCAGUUGUGACCAGUGGUGAGACACGGAGAGAGGAAGGGGACCCAUCACCUCAUUCAGGAGGAGUUUGCAAACCAAAGCUGAUCAGCAAGUCGAACAGCAGGAAAUCUAAAUCUCCUAUCCCUGGGCAAGGCUACUUAGGAACCGAACGGCCCUCUUCAGUCUCCUCUGUACAUUCAGAAGGGGAUUACCAUAGGCAGACGCCAGGGUGGGCCUGGGAAGACAGGCCCUCUUCAACAGGCUCAACUCAGUUUCCUUAUAAUCCUCUGACUAUGCGGAUGCUCAGCAGUACUCCACCAACACCGAUUGCAUGUGCUCCCUCUGCUGUGAACCAAGCAGCUCCUCACCAACAGAACAGGAUCUGGGAGCGAGAGCCUGCCCCACUGCUCUCAGCACAGUACGAGACCCUGUCGGAUAGUGAUGACUGAACUGCACAAAGUGAGGGGAACAGGGUGCAGGAGAGGGAUCUCUAGUUUUUGUGGUUUAAUUUUUAGUAGCAGGUCAAAAACCUGCCCUCCUAUGACUUAUUCCCUGAGACUUUUCAGGAGAGCCAGCCCACAGAUGAUGAAGAAAUGAUGGAAAUUCAUUUGGAGAGUCAAAUGGGAAAAAAACAAACAAAAAACUGCCUUUGAUACAGGCAAUUCAGUGGACUAUAAUAAUAGCGGAGGGUUGAGAUGUAGAGUUUUUAAAAAGUGGACAGUUGCUGUUCUUACAUCUGUUUGUAAAGAAAACCAUAAUGUCUUUAAAUCACUCUUCUGUAAAUAGAUGACCUUUUUGCAGUGUAUAUCCCCUUGCUGUAGUAUCUGGUGUACUUAUGUUCAAAUCAGCGCAUCAACUUUGGGGGUGAUUUUUAAAAAUCUUUUUGUCUAUCUUUUUAACCCUAGCCUUCUAAACAACCUCAUACAGCCCAGUUACAUAAUGUUGGCUGUCACGGGCAUUGUACUUUUAUCUGAUUUUGUUUCCUCUAAAUUCAGCUUUCCAGUGAUGUUUAAAAUCUUGUGAACAUGUUUAGAUUUUUAACACAGACCCUGUCAUAAAAUCUGUACAUUAGGGCCAAAAGGUAACAAAUUCUGCCAUAUUGUAAAUUUCCAGUGCAGGCUUUAAUUUUUUUUUUUUCAUUAGUAGCACUGAAAAAAUAUUACUGCAUGGGUAUGUUCUAGUUCAGUUUAUAAAGUUUUAAAGGCUUAUUUGAGGCAUACCUCACUGUUAUGCACACUGGUAAUUUAACCAUGCCCCUAAGUAUUCCUUUUCUCCUGCAUUUGAUGCAGCCCAACAAAGCUUUUGUUUUGAAAUAAAUUUGACUACCCUGUCCAUA
Molecule: messenger RNA, 9474 nt
Organism: Symphalangus syndactylus (siamang)
Lineage: Eukaryota; Metazoa; Chordata; Mammalia; Primates; Hylobatidae
Gene: NCOR1
Product: nuclear receptor corepressor 1
Biological process (GO): negative regulation of transcription by RNA polymerase II
Cellular component (GO): chromatin
Molecular function (GO): transcription corepressor activity; nuclear thyroid hormone receptor binding
Source: RefSeq, a predicted model, not a curated record